This is a messenger RNA of Dacryopinax primogenitus, 1389 nucleotides long. RefSeq names its product MFS general substrate transporter. Gene Ontology annotation, molecular function: polyamine transmembrane transporter activity. Bases 1 to 1389 code for a protein of 462 amino acids. The record is from RefSeq and is a predicted model, not a curated record. Gene Ontology annotation, biological process: intracellular polyamine homeostasis; transmembrane transport. The transcript is spliced from 3 exons. NCBI's taxonomy places the organism in Eukaryota, Fungi, Basidiomycota, Dacrymycetes, Dacrymycetales, Dacrymycetaceae.
AUGUACAUCAAGGUCAUCAUCCUCAUCGUCGUCAGUAUCGUCACCCUCGCUGCUCCUUUCGUGGGGAAUGCCUUCCUACCCGCGUUCACAAUCAUGCUCAAUACGCUCCAUGCGAGCAAGACAGAUGUCAACAUGACGAGCACCGUAUUCCUCCUCGCGCUCGGUGCAUGUCCCAUGUGGCACGCCUACUUCUCAGAACGCUACGGCCGAAGACCGGUAUACAUCUUCACCACGAUCAUAUUCGUCAUCUCCUCCGUCGCCCUUGCCCGUGCAACAGACAUCGGCGUCGUCAUCGGUUUGCGGUUCCUGCAAGCCGUAGGCAGCUCCACGGCGCAGAGCGUCGGAGCUGGCACAUUGUCGGACAUCUUCUACCCCCACCAGCGAGGUCGCGCUUUCGGGGUAUACUACGUCUGCCCAAACCUCGGUCCUCUUCUCGCCCCGAUCUUUGGUGGCCUCCUAGUCCAAUGGCGAGGAUGGCACGCAAUUGCCUGGUUCCUCGCCCUUUACGGAGUCGCAAUGUGGAUCAUGCUGUUUAUCCUUCUCCCCGAGACGUCCGUAGCGCUCAAAGCGCGUCAAGCGGCGCGCACACUCCCCUCCCCAACCACUACCCCCCCUCGGAGCGAGAAGAAAUGGUACACCCGACUAGGGGAAGAGACGUUCAACCACUGUCUCCGUCCUCUCCAGUCACUGCAGUACCUCGCCUUCCCCCCAAUAGGGCUCACAACGCUCUACAUCAGCAUCUGCUUCUCGUGCACCUUUGCCUACUCCACCAACAUACCCUACGAAUACGCCGCGGCGCCUUACUACUUUUCCCAGAUCUCGAUCGGGCUCGUGUUCAUCGCUGGCUGCCUUGGGCAGAUAAUGGGCAGCGUGACUAGCGGGAAACUGAGCGAUAUGCUCGUCAUACGUUCCAAGGCGCAGCUGGGGGACGCCUACCGGCCUGAAGUGCGACUCAAGGUCUCCUGGCUCGGUGUACCUUUCGUCCCUGUUGGAUUGCUAUUAUAUGGAUGGACGAUAGAGACGAACCAGUUCUGGUUCAUCCCUCUCAUAGGGAUAUUCCUCUUCUGCAUCGGGCUGCAACUCGCCAACUCUCCCAUAAUCGCCUACUACUCCGAAGCAGUGCCAGGGAAGAGCGCGUCCAUCGUAGCGGUACACAACUUGUGCCGGAUGUUUGCGGGCGCGCUGGUGAGCGCCGUCACGCCCACGGCGAUUGCGAGUAUUGGAACAGGGUGGUUUAUGACUAUCUUGGCGGGGUUUACGGCUUUGGGGGCGUUGGCACUCGAGGCGGUGAGACGGUGGGGUGGGAGGUGGAGGGAGGAAAGAGAGGAGAGGGAAAGGGAAAGGGAGAUGGUCCAGGCGCAAGAGCGGGGGCAGGAGAAGAAGUCGUGA